AUGAGCAUUGAACCCGCACGCGUGCAAACGCGUCUUACGAAAGAAAGUGGUCCAAAGGUCACAGGAUCCGCCAGUGAAACAAAGAUCGGUGGUUCUUUCACGUUGACACCCAAUCCGCCCUUCCUCACAAGACGAAUGGCCGUAUACGAUCGUAUUAUGACUGAACAAAAGCAGCAGCUCCAAGAACUAGCAGCGAAGCAAACAAUAAUCAAGAUUACGCUUCCUGAUGGCACGAUAAAGGAGGGAAUUGCCUGGCAGACAAAACCUUUGGAUGUAGCACUUGAGAUCUCACAAGGAUUGGCCGAUCAGGUCGUUGUAGCUCGUGUCACUUAUCGUGGAAAACCGGACGACCCCUUUAGUGUCACAGCUGCAGACGUGGACGGUAAUGAAGCCAGUGAUAAAGCCAGUGAAGACACGUGCUGUGGUGCUGUUGCUGACUCGUCUGAGCUUUGGGAUGUCUUCCGUCCCCUUAUUGGUGACUGUAGAUUGGAACUGCUUAAGUUUGACGAUAAAGAAGGUCGGAUGGUCUUUUGGCAUUCGAGUGCUCAUAUAUUAGGUGAAAGUAUUGAGACGCUUAAAGGCGCUCAUUUGACUAUUGGUCCUCCUGUAGAGGGAGGCUUUUACUACGAUUCGUACAUGGGCACUGAAACGAUCUUGGAAAGUGAUCUGAGUGUCAUUGAAAAGGCCUGUCAAAAGGUCGUGAAGGACAAGCAAAGCUUUGAACGUGUCGUGCUGACCAAGGAAGAGGCACUCGAGAUGUUUGCCGACAAUGUGUUUAAGACGCAGAUCAUUUCUACCAAGAUCCCGGAUGGAGGCAAGACCACGGCUUACCGCUGCGGCCCACUCAUUGACUUGUGUCGCGGUCCGCACGUUCCCCAUACGGGAAAGAUCAAAGCUUUGGCCGUCACGCGCUCCUCGAGUUCAUACUGGCUGGGAAAGACCACUAACGACACUUUGCAGCGUGUCUACGGUAUCUCGUUCCCGGAUAAGAGUAAAAUGAAAGAGUGGAAGCACUUUCAGGCUGAGGCUGCGAAGCGUGACCACCGUCGUCUCGGUGUGAGCGAGGAGCUUUUUUUCUUCCACUCGUUGAGCCCUGGCAGUGGCUUCUGGCUGCCGCAUGGUUCUGCUAUCUACUUUAAGCUGCUCAAGUUUAUUCGGGAGCAAUAUCGCGAGCGCGGAUACACUGAAAUCAUCACGCCUAACAUUUUCAACAUGGAGUUGUGGAACAUUUCGGGUCACGCCCAGCACUAUAAGGAUAACAUGUUUGUGUUUGAUGUGGAGGGACAGGAGUACGCACUGAAACCUAUGAACUGCCCAGCUGCUUCGCUGAUGUUCGACUUCCGUCAGCGGUCGUACCGUGAGCUGCCCAUCCGUUUGGCAGACUGUGGCGUGCUACACCGUAACGAACUGAGUGGUGCCCUAACGGGCCUCACGCGUGUGCGUCGCUUUCAGCAGGAUGAUGCUCACAUUUUUUGUCGCGACGAUCAGAUCAAGAAGGAAGUGCUAGAUUUUCUCACUUUUAUGAAGUACGUAUAUGACGUCUUUGGCAUUAAGUUCAAUCUGGAGCUCUCGACGCGUCCCGAGAAGGCUAUGGGCGAAUUAGAACAGUGGGAGCGAGCUGAAAAGCAGCUUGCUGAGGCUCUUAACGAGUUUGUUGGCGCUGGCAAGUGGGUGGUCAACCCGGGCGAUGGUGCUUUCUAUGGCCCUAAGAUCGACAUCAUGAUCACAGACGCGCUAAAGCGUCAGCACCAGUGUGCUACGGUGCAGCUUGACUUCCAGCUGCCCAUCCGUUUCAAUCUGAAAUACCGUACGGACGACGCAGACAACUUCAAGCGUCCGGUGAUCAUUCAUCGUGCCAUCUACGGAUCGCUGGAGCGAUUUGUUGCUGUCCUGGUAGAACACUACGCCGGCAAGUUCCCGUUCUGGCUAUCACCGCGCCAGAUCCUUGUCGUCACGGUGGGCGCUGCGUUCAUUGAGUACGGCUACGAGGUCAAGGACGCAAUGUUCCGCGCCGGAUUCGAUGUAGAUAUCGAUGACACGGGCAAGACGCUGAACAAGAAGAUCCGUGAGGGUCAGAUGGCCCACUACAACUUUAUUUUGGUGGUAGGCGCACACGAAAAGGAGGCACGCUCCGUUAAUAUUCGUACCCGUGACAACAAAGUGACGGGCACCAAGACGUUGGAGGAGGCUAUUGCCAUGUUUAAGGAUCUGGAGAUGACCAAGGCGAGUGAGGAAUAA
Messenger RNA from Peronospora farinosa, 2238 nucleotides. The record is from the annotation of a GenBank genome assembly. Lineage: Eukaryota; Oomycota; Peronosporomycetes; Peronosporales; Peronosporaceae.